CAAAUGGAGUGUGGGCAAUUGAGGGAUUUCUCAGAAUUUUGUGAGCAGUUAAAUGAAAUAAGAAUAAAAUUUCACAAAUGGGAUAGUUGUGAGAGGACAGUAGGACUUUAUUAUUUAAUGGUGGGUUUACCCUUUGCAAAUGCGAGAUUUUUGCAACAUGCGUUGGAGCAGUGUAUAACUUCAGUUAAUACACCAGAAGCCCAGAUUCUUGAAAGAAAUGCAAAUGAUUCAAUGUUUAUUACAAGUUUUCUUUCGGAAAGCCCUCAAAUAGCCUUGUCAUUGCUUCUGACCCAUUUACCGUUACUCAAACCAAGCAAUAAAGACACAGCGAAAUGUUACCUGAAAACAAUAAAACAGGUUUUAACAGAAUUCAUUACCCCUCCACGUAAAAUAUAUAACGAAUGUGUUGAAAUUAUGUCUUAUGUCUACAUUCACCCUGCUUUUACUAACGAAGACAAAAAGUCGUUUAAACAUAUAUUGAAACAAGUACUAAAUAAAGUCACUCCUCAGAAUUUUGUUCAUUCUCCUGCAAAUGAGUCUAGCGAUGAAUCUAUUAGUCCAAAUCCAGAUUCUCACGAAAUGCACUUGAAAAGAAUGAAUAGGCGGUCUAAUAGUCUUACACCUGCUCAGGGCAGUUCCCAUGAAAAUUUGCAACCACAUCAUGGUAAUUGGUACUCGCAAGAAAGCCUCGCAGAACCCUUGUCAAAACCUCGCAGUUACUCCCUGUCUAGCGAAAAGUCUCUCCUUUGUAACAUGCCAAAUUUACAGUCGAGCAGUUCAGAAACGAGACUGCAAGAUCUGAGGAUGAUGAAUAACUUACCAGUCAUGAAAAGCAUCAUGUCGUGGUUGAAGUCUUUACGGCUGCAUAAAUACAGUUGGGUAUUUAAUAAUCUCACAUAUAGUCAAAUGAUUAAUUUAACUGACGACACUUUACAAGGCAUAGGUAUAACAAAGGGUGCUAGACACAAGUUACUAUUAAGUAUAAAUAAACUCAAAGAACGUAGCUCAAUGUUAACCGAAUUGGAAACCGAAGUUAUGAAUGGAGGGGAUAUCAGCGUUGCACUUAAGAAACUCAAGAAUGUCUUGCAAAGUCCUCUGCAAGUUACUUUAGGAGAGGAUUUGCCUGCUCAGUUUGUUAAAGUUAUGGGAAAAGUUUGUACACAACUUUUAAUGCUAAGGCAGCCUUCAGAUGAUUAUCUGAUGUCGUUUAGCUCUCUAUGCGAAAAGGCAGAUACUCUCGAUGCCUUCACUGAAGAACAAAAGAAACGUCUGAACAUGUGGAAGAGUCAGCUUUUGAAAGAAGAACCAGUACCAGUUUAUAGCCAACAACACCAAAAAUCCUCAGUUAAUAGGAUGCAAAAUUUCCAGUACAAUUUACCAAAUAAGUUUUCAUCGGUUCAAUCGACAUAUGCUCACAAAAGUUCAUCAUAUCCGAAUAUGAAAAACAAUGUUGCGCCGAACGGUCACAGGCACUCCGUGGGGAGCGUAACAUUGCAAAAUCAGUUGGUUUCAGCAACCUCAAACCAACAUAGCCUAAAAAGUAAUACGUCUAGUUAUAAUAACUGUUCACUGAAUUAUUAUGAGAGUAAUAUAAAUCCGUUACACGUACAUUUCCAAGAUUUUAAUAGUCACAAGGAGCAAAAGUCAUCACAAAAUGUGGAUAUAGAGAGUAGUUUAGAAUCUCUCUGUCUACAGAUGAUGGAACAUGCGCUUGGGCCUUAGUAAUGUAAAUGUGAUAUACCUCGCGUGCAUAUAAGUGUGGCCUAUUAUUUGACGAUUUGUGGUAUUUAUUUACUAUUAUCAAACUAAUUUUAAACACAAUGUCUAUUUACUGCUGGCAGAUGUAUAAAUAGUAUUUCUUUAUAUUUUAAUAUCUUAGUUUUGAAAUGUUUGUGUAAUAUGUGAUGUGAUUAUGUUAUUUAUAAACUGAAAUUUAUAUGAAAUUUUAUUUAAGACUGCUUAAGUAAUUUUAUACUUUUUAUUAGCUGUUACAGAGUAGGCUAAAAGUACAUACUAUUUUAUGUAACUUUUGACAAAAUGUUUAGUUUACAUUUGAGUUUUAAAACUGACCUACACUGUAUGCAGUUGUUGUAGCGUCAUUUAUUUUGUUAAUUUAAUUUUUUUAUCUGAACCACCCUGUUUCUAUGACAAUUUGUUUAUAUUUUAUCGACAUGCAAAAUUAUUAGAAGACAUGGUAAUUUGUGGACUUGUGCAUGUUUAUUGUGAUUGUCUCUGUGUGAUAAAAGUUUGCCGGUUGGCUUAAACUGAUGAAAAGACUGAUUUCUAAAUAGAU
Messenger RNA from Anoplophora glabripennis (Asian longhorned beetle), 2293 nucleotides. It is a transcript of the gene smg, whose product is annotated as protein Smaug homolog 1. Gene Ontology annotation, cellular component: P-body. Bases 4 to 1722 code for a protein of 572 amino acids. Gene Ontology annotation, molecular function: protein binding; mRNA binding; translation repressor activity. The transcript has 3 exons. The record is from RefSeq and is a predicted model, not a curated record. NCBI's taxonomy places the organism in Eukaryota, Metazoa, Arthropoda, Insecta, Coleoptera, Cerambycidae. Gene Ontology annotation, biological process: nuclear-transcribed mRNA poly(A) tail shortening; negative regulation of translation.